AUGAGCCAGUACUACCGCCAGGGAGGCCAUCCCAAUCCCUACGACCCAUACGCUGAUCCUCAGCAUCAGCACCAGUAUUCCGAACAUGCACCAUCCGCGGGCGCAUACAGCUCGGAACCUUACCACUCGCAGCAAGCCUACCACUCGCAGCAAUCCUACGAUGCCGCACAGCCCGAAUACCAGGCAGCGCCCAUCAAGCCUCAGAGGCAACCCUCUCGUUUGAGAUCCAACUCGUCCAGCAGCCGUUCGGCUACCCAUGCGCCUGCCGCGUACCCUGACGAGGUGCCUCCCGUCCCUUCCAACCUCUCGGCAGCCCGACAGCGCUCCGGCCCCUCCAACAACCAAGCCGCAUCGGCCGCGCCCUAUCACCAAGACGCAUUCUCUCGACCCUCGUACCAGUCCAACCGCAACGGCCCCAUCGACCAUCCCAGGCAGUGGGACCCCAACGCCUCGUACGACGCCGCUCCCGCCACUCCCCUCUACGACCCCGCCCCGCUCCCUGGUACAGCGCAGCUGCAUCCGGACCCUUCGCAGCAUAGCAUCGACCUGGGCUCGCAAGACCCACACUACGAUGAGCGAGCCAUGCAGCAGCACUACCCAUACGGCGGAGCUGCUGCCUUUGAUCGUUCCAACAGCUACAACCAAUCUCGUUCCGGCGGCGCCAGCAGCUACCAACAGGUCGACGACGAGAAGAGCAUCUACUCCAAGAACAGCACACAGCUCCCUGGCGGUUGGAACGGCGCACCUCCCUCCAUGUCGUACAACGACAUGCCAGGCUCCCACUCCAUGGUUCAUCUCGCACAGCCAGGCUAUCCGCCUACACCCUACGGCGAGUAUGGCGCGCAUCCCCCAGCCAUGCCCGAGGCACACGUCACCAUGGGCGGCCUCGGCGUGCCCGGCGCUGUGAUCGCUUCGGCACCCAUGCACUCCAGCCAGCACCAGGAUUCGAGCUUCCAGCGCGAGAAUCGCGAUCGCAUCAUGCGCAAGCGAACCGUCAAGCGCAUCCCUCUCCAGGACGGCAACCUCGUCCUCGACAUCCCCGUCGCAAAGAGCAUCAGCAAGUCCGACUCCAACAACCCCGAGUUCCGCGAGAUGCGCUACCAGGCUUGCACCUCGGAUCCCGACACCUUCAUCGACGACAAGUACACCCUUCGUCCCUGGCUCUACGGCCGCGAGACAGAGAUGGCCAUCGUGCUCACGUGCUACAACGAAGACGACGUCCUCUUCGCCCGGACCAUGGGCGGUGUCAUCAAGAACAUCGCCCAUCUCUGCAGCCGCACCCGGUCCAAGACCUGGGGUCCCGAUGCGUGGAAGAAGGUGGUGGUCAUCAUCGUCGCCGACGGCCGCAAAAAGGCCAACGAGCGCAUGCUCAAAGCGCUCGGCCUCAUGGGUUGCUUCAACGAGGGCGUCAUGAAGGACCACGUCCUCAAGAAGCCCGUCGAGGCGCACAUCUUCGAGUACACCACACGCGUGCAGGUCACCGAGAAGGGCGAGGUCCAGGUGACGCCUUGCCCGAUCCAGGUGGUCUUCUGCCUCAAGGAGCAGAACAAGAAGAAGCUCAACAGUCAUCGUUGGUACUUUAACGCUUUCUGCCGCAUGCUCCAGCCCAACGUCUGCAUCCUGCUCGAUGUGGGUACCAAGCCCACCGGCACCUCCAUCUACGAGCUCUGGAAGAGCUUCGACAAGCAUCCACGCGUCGGUGGCGCGUGCGGUGAGAUCUGCGUCGACACUGGCCGUGGCUGCGUCUCGCUCUUCAACCCGCUCGUGGCCUCGCAAAACUUCGAGUACAAGAUGUCCAACAUCCUGGACAAGCCCACCGAGUCCGUCUUUGGCUUCAUCUCGGUGCUUCCCGGUGCCUUCUCAGCUUACCGCUACAAGGCGCUCCAAGGCCGUCCGCUCCAGAUGUACUUCAAGGGCGAGAAGCUGCACUCGGGCGAGGGCGGCAACUCGAUCUUCUCCGGCAACAUGUACCUCGCCGAGGACCGCAUCCUGUGCUUUGAGCUCGUCACCAAGGAACGCGAAGGCUGGCUCCUUCGCUACGUCAAGUCGGCCAAAGCCUACACGGACGUGCCGGACAAGGUGCCCGAGUUCAUCUCGCAGCGACGACGUUGGCUCAACGGAUCGCUCUUUGCGUCCUACUAUGCCACCUGGCACUGGUACCGCAUCUUCCAGUCCGGCCAGCCUUUCCUACGCAAGCUUUGGCUGCUCUUCCAGGUGAUCUACAACCUCGUCCUGCUCGUCUUCAGCUGGUUCGGCAUCGCCAACUUCUUCCUCGCCUUCUACUUUUUGCUCAACUCGGCCACCAGCACCGAGGGCAAGGAUCCGUUCGGUGGGCAGGGCGCCGCCAUCAUCGAGAUCUUCCAAAACGUCUUUAUCGCCAUGAUCAUCGUGGUGCUCGUCUGUUCGCUCGGCAACCGGCCACAGGGAUCCAACUUUGCUUACACGUCGGCCAUCGUCAUCUUUGCGCUCAUCAUGGGACUGGUGCUGUAUGCCGCUGGCUACACGACGUAUCUGGCGCUCGACGCUUCCGGGCUGACGCACGCGAGCGGAUGGAGCAUCAAAAACCUGGAGCAGCUCUUCAAGACGUCGGGCUUCCGCGACAUUGUGAUCUCGCUGGCGGCGACGUAUGUGAUGUGGCUCGUGUGCUCGAUCCUGCACUUUGAGCCGUGGCACAUGCUGACGUCAUUUGUGCAGUAUCUGUUCCUGACGCCGACGUACAUCAUCAUCCUGUCCAUGUACUCGAUGUGCAACACCAACGACCUCUCGUGGGGCACCAAGCAGUCCAACGGCCCGGCCACCGACCUGGGCGGUGCGACCGGCGCCGGCUUCAAAAAGGACGACAAGGGCCAGAUGGUGGAGGUCAAGAUCCCCACCUCGGCCGACGACGCCGAGGAGCUCUGGUCGCACUACCGCCAGACGCUUUCACAGCCUACCGCGGAGGUCAAGCAGAAGCGAGACCAGGCGACGCGCCAGGAGGACCACGCCAAGAACUUCCGUACCAACCUGGUGCUGGUGUGGAUGUGCACGAACGCAUUGGUGGUCAUCAUCUUUACGAGCACGUGGUGGAACCGUUACGUCCGCAACCACCUCUACGCCGGCGCCGCACGCAAAGGCCAGCCCAUCGUCAAUCCGUACCAGUCGUUCAUCUUUUGGGCGACCGCAGGUCUUUCGGCGAUCCGCUUUGUCGGCAGUAUCGGCUUCCUCAUCCUGCGCAUGUUCGGUCACUAG
Moesziomyces antarcticus is the source of this 3228-nucleotide messenger RNA. Its product is annotated as chitin synthase. The record is from RefSeq and is a predicted model, not a curated record. Lineage: Eukaryota; Fungi; Basidiomycota; Ustilaginomycetes; Ustilaginales; Ustilaginaceae. Gene Ontology annotation, molecular function: chitin synthase activity. The coding region runs from base 1 to 3228 and encodes 1075 amino acids. Gene Ontology annotation, cellular component: cell periphery; cell septum. The transcript has 2 exons.